Seriola aureovittata is the source of this 2148-nucleotide messenger RNA. Its product is annotated as serine-repeat antigen protein 5-like. Lineage: Eukaryota; Metazoa; Chordata; Actinopteri; Carangiformes; Carangidae. The coding region runs from base 50 to 1249 and encodes 399 amino acids. Gene Ontology annotation, molecular function: transmembrane signaling receptor activity. Gene Ontology annotation, biological process: cell surface receptor signaling pathway. The transcript is spliced from 11 exons. The record is from RefSeq and is a predicted model, not a curated record.
AGGCGUCUCUCUGCUGCUCAGACUGACAGUCAGUCGUCACCCAGACAACAUGAAGUCUCCACCUGUCUCUCUGCUGCUCGGUGUGUGUGUGCUGCUGUCUGGACUGACUGUUUCUGCAGUCUCUCUGAAUGUCAGUCCAAACCUUCAGCAGUUCUUCAAUGAAGACUCAGUGUCUCUGAGUUGUGGUGAAGAUGGACAGACAGGAGGACAGACAGGUGGACAGACAGGAGGACAGACAGGUGGACAGACAGGAGGACAGACAGGUGGACAGACAGGUGGACAGACAGGAGGACAGACAGUUGGACAGACAGGAGGACAGACAGUCAAGAGGACCAGUGGAGGACAGACUGGUGACUGUGGUUCAGGAUCUGGGACCUCUGAUGGUUCCUCCUGCAGAGUCUCAGAUCUCUCCCAGUCAGACUCUGGAGUUUACUGGUGUGAGACCAGUUCAGGAGAGACGAGCCUCCAGGUCAACAUCAGUGUGACAGGUCAUGUGAUCCUGGAGAUUCCUGCACUUCCUGUGAUGACAGGAAGUGAUGUCACUCUGCGCUGUAGAGCCAGAGAUAAGAACAGACGAGAGGCUUAUUUCUUCAGGGAUGGUGUCCGCCUUAGAUCUGACCCUGAUGAAGAAUAUAAGAUCAGUGGAGUCCAACAGUCUCAUGAAAGUUUCUACUCGUGUUUGAUUGAGGACUUUGGAGAGUCUCCUCGGAGCCGGCUGAGGGUCAGAGAUCCUCCUCCUCUUCCUUCAUCUCCUCCUCCUCCUCUUCCUUCAUCUCCUCCUCCUCCUCUUCCUUCAUCUCCUCCUCCUCCCUCAUCAUCUCCUAAACCAGAUACUUCCUCCCCUCCUCCCUCCCCUUCUCUCUUCACCCCCCCAGUCAUAGCAGCCCUGGUUUCUGUGGUUCCCCUGGUUCUCCUGGUUCUCCUGGUUGUGGUUCUCCUGCAGCGUAGGAGGAAGCAGACAGGAAGUUCUUCAUCUGCUCCUGAUGACCUCAUCUACGCUGAUGUCACCAUGAGGCAGGCAGCCAAUAGGAGGGACAAACAUUCUUUUGAUGAAGACACUGUCUACUCUGGAUUGAGGACACACACUGCAGCUCAGCCUGAUCCAGAGGUUGUGUAUUCAUCAGUGAGAGCAGGAAGUGAUAAGGUCACUUAUGGUCAGGUGGUCAUCAAAGGUCAGAGGGCUGCUGGAAGGAGGACUGCUCAGCCUGAUCCAGAGGUUGUGUAUUCAUCAGUGAGAGCAGGAAAGUGAGGACAGAAGACAGUUCACCCCUGCAGCUGUUGUGUUGAUCUGUCAGUGUGUAGUUAGUGUGAUGGCUGUCUGAGCCUCCAGCUGUCUGCUGUCAGGUGACUGAGAGAGGAAGACGUCACUCAUGUCCACACUGAACACUGCUGAGUUCUCCACCAUCUCCUCUCAGAGGUUCUAUACUGACACCUUCCAUCUCACCAGCCAACGAGUCCUGGAUCAUGGCCUGCCAGGGACCCAGAGCCAACUACUGCACUCAUGUUUAUUUUCAAUCUCACCUUCAAACAUCAAACUGCUUUUUAACUCUUGAAUUAAAACUAUCUCCAUCUGCUAUAAACUGCUCUGUCCAGGACAACAGAGUCCAACUGCUCCACCUGAUGGUCUCUACAGUCCUCACUAACACCAGGACAGUGGAGCACAUCACACCGCUCCUUAAAUCACUGCUUAAAUGCUAUUUUAAUGUCAUCUUAAUGUUAUAUUUUAAUGUAUUUCCAUGCAUUUGCAAAGCACUUUGAAUUGCCCUGUAUCUGAAUGGUGCUGUACAAAUAAACUUGCCUUGCUAACAGACCACUUGGUGGCUCCUCACCAGCAGAUGAAAUGACACCAGAUUUUGUACAGACAUUACUGGUCCUAAGAGGAUGAGCACUUCUGUGAGUAACAUGUCUCAACAACAGUGGAUGGAUUACCAGGACAUUUAGUGUUUUGCAGUUGUUUGGUCAUAAACCAUCAGUCUCAGCUGCGUGUAUUUGUUCUUUUAAUAGGUAAUUGUUCAACAAUUAAAACAUUUUUAGGACAAGAGUUCAUCAGUCAUUGUGUUUUUUUCCAACAUGUGCAGUCAGGUUUAAUGAUGUUGUAAAUGAAUGGUGAACAGGCUCCUUCAUUAAAGUUUGAUUUUGAAAGUUCAG